This is a messenger RNA of Paraglomus brasilianum, 285 nucleotides long. The record is from the annotation of a GenBank genome assembly. NCBI's taxonomy places the organism in Eukaryota, Fungi, Glomeromycota, Glomeromycetes, Paraglomerales, Paraglomeraceae.
UUAGAAUUCUCCCUGGAAUGCAACCGUGAUGUUGUCGAAGCAGAAGCAGCAAGAAUAAAUGAAGAGAGAGAACAGACAGAAAGUGAGGACCUUAAUGCACUGUUAGGAAAUGCUGAAGCAAUUGAGUCAGUUGACAGUCAAAAUGAUAGUAAAGAGUCUCCGGUGAUUUCAUUAAAAGAGGCUUUAAAGGGUCUCGAGGUGUUUAUUAUUUUCUAUGAGCAAAAAGAUAAUGGAGACUUCGAUGUUGGGGAUUUAAGAACGUUUCGAAAACACAAAAGUCACUGA